Archocentrus centrarchus (flier cichlid) is the source of this 699-nucleotide messenger RNA. RefSeq names its product GTPase IMAP family member GIMD1. Gene Ontology annotation, molecular function: GTP binding. Bases 1 to 699 code for a protein of 232 amino acids. The record is from RefSeq and is a predicted model, not a curated record. Lineage: Eukaryota; Metazoa; Chordata; Actinopteri; Cichliformes; Cichlidae. The transcript is spliced from 3 exons.
AUGGAUCUCAGCACCGGAUGCAGUCACCAUGGAAACAGACCCUGUAACAUCCUCAGUAGGUGGGGUUGUCACCGUGGUGAUGACAAUCGGAACACGCUGGUCUUGAACGUGCUGUUGCUAGGCGGCUGUCAGAGUGGGAGAAGCUCUGUGGGGAAUGCUCUUAUUGGUGGACACGAAUUCCAAACAGGAAGCUGCGUCUCAGGUGUGACCACCGAGUGUCGCCUCCUCAGCCGAACUUUCCCGGAGUUUUUCAGAAGACAGGGGGCGGAGUCUGACCUGAUGCUGAGAAUUAUUGACACGCCUCCUCAACUGCCUCUCCCACAGCACGUGCACAAGCUCUGCCCCGAGGGUGUGCACGUGCUCGCCAUCGUCGUGAGAGCUGACCUGCCACGCGAAGACGUGCAUGUGCAGCAGCAUGCAGAGAGGCUCUUUGGGUCAGAAUGGCAUCAGCACGCCUUACUUAUCCUGACGCACGCCGACCACCUUAAAGAGGUGGGCCUUCAGCCUUCGGCUUACCUCUCCCAGAUUACCGGCUGGCUCCGAGAUCUGGCUGGGGAGGUGGGGGGCGGAGUCUUGUUCCUGGAUAACACCUGCGAUUGGCCGUCAAUCAGAGGGCGACCGCUCAGAGACCGAAUGCUCCACCUCUCAGCCAAGAACCAUCACAGAGCUCUAACAGUCAGGACAGAGAUCUCACUCUGA